Messenger RNA from Drosophila persimilis, 493 nucleotides. Its product is annotated as vitelline membrane protein Vm26Ab. The transcript is spliced from 2 exons. NCBI's taxonomy places the organism in Eukaryota, Metazoa, Arthropoda, Insecta, Diptera, Drosophilidae. Bases 54 to 446 code for a protein of 130 amino acids. The record is from RefSeq and is a predicted model, not a curated record.
UAGUCCAAUUUGUUUGCUCAAAUCACACACUAAUCCCCCAAACAAUCUCCAAGAUGUUCAAGCUGUCCGCUCUCGUUGUCCUCGUGGCUGCCAUCGCCUGCAGUGUGGCGGAGGCCAAGCCUGCCGUUGUGGUGGGUGCCGCUGUGCCCGCGGGUGUGGUGACUGCCACCAGCUCCCAGUAUGUGGCACGUAAUUUCAACGGAGUCGCCGCUGCCCCAAUUGUCGCCCCAGUGGCUGCUGCCUACACUGCCCCAGUGGCUGCUGCCUACUCCGCUCCUGUGGCCGCUGCCUACUCCGCUCCUGUGGCCGCUGCCUACACUGCUCCUGUGGCUGCUGCCUACUCCGCUCCUGUGGCUGCUGCUUACACCGCUCCUGUGGCCGCUGCCUACUCCGCCUAUCCCUAUGCCAGCUAUCCUUAUGCCGCUGGCUACACCACCGUUUUGUAAGGCUCUAAAACGGACUGAAAACUGACUUCGGAAUGCAAUAAAAAACC